AUGUUGGCACACACGUACAUCAUUCUCGAGCUGCUGACGGGCGGGGAGCUCCUCGAGAGGAUACGCAGGCGGGCACGCUUUACGGAAAGCGAGGCGUGCCGCAUCUUCCGCCGCCUCGUCUCCGCCGUGCACUUCAUGCACUCUCGGGGCGUCGUGCAUCGAGACCUCAAGCCAGAGAAUCUGCUGUUCACGGACAGCUCAGAGAAUGCCACCAUCAAGGUGGUGGAUUUUGGCUUUGCGCGGUUGAAACCUCAGGACAAUCAGCUCAUGAAGACACCCUGCUUUACGCUAAACUAUGCCGCUCCAGAAGUCUUGAGGCAGGCCAGCCCGGGCAACACUGCUGCGGGCUACAGCGAGUCCUGUGAUCUUUGGAGCCUUGGCGUCAUUCUGUACACAAUGCUGUCCGGGCGGGCACCUUUUCAAACGCCGAGUCGCAACGCCAGCGCCGCCGCGCUGAUGCAGCGCAUCCGCGAAGGCGAGUUCAGCUUCAAUGGGCCCCAGUGGGAGCCUGUCUCAGACCAAGCCAAGGACGUCAUCCGGGGCCUGCUCACCGUCGAAGCGCCACGCCGUCUCACCAUGGCCGAGCUCCGUGCGCAUCCGUGGGUGCACUCUCGAAGCAGCCAUUGGUCUGCCUCCCUCAUGACUCCAGACGUCCUCAGCUCGUCGUCCUCACCGCGUGCUGCUGAAUCGGCCGUGCGGGCAACCUUCGACGCUUUCCACCUCGCCACCCGCGGCGGCUUCCGCUUGCUUGACGUCUCUGCGGCUCCCUUGGCUCAGCGCCGGAGGCUAAAGCGCAACUCUGCAGACGUGCGAAGCGACUCUUCCGUCUCGACAAGCAGUGGGAGCUCCUUCACGUCUACGUCGUCUUCAUCCUCGUCUGCGUCGCUCAGCUCAGCUGCAGCAGCUUCAACGCGUUCGCUGGGCUUUGUGCCAGCACGCGAGGACUCAACUCGGAGUGUGGACAGCGUCUUUACGUAUCCGGAGACCAAGGUUGCGGCCUACCUUUCCACACUUCCUGAUGUGGUGGAGCGUCCCAGUGAGUCCGGUAUCACCGAUGACAUUGAGACCAUGACCGUAGACCUCGCCACCACUGGUCUGGCCGCGCCCUUGGCCAAGUCCGGCAAGCUGGAAACUCCCACUUUGCCGGCCACGGUAGUUACAGACUUGCCAGAAAACUCGCAAGGCACAGAAGUGAAGGUUGCUGCAUUCUCGUUGCCAACGAUACCAGAGGCAGCUGAAACAUCCGACGACAGCCGAGCUGAGAUCAUGGCCAGCACAGAACAAGCACUGCUUGAUGCCGAAGGGCCCAUUACACGCUCUCGGAGGAAGAGGCCUUCACCGCAAGAUAGCAUGACAGUCCCAACAAGUUUUUCAGAUGACGGGUCAGAAAAGAGUGAACCAAACACUAAGAAGUCAAAAAGGCGGUCACCACAGAAGUCUCCAAGCCGGAAACAACGGUAG
This is a messenger RNA of Dermacentor silvarum, 1461 nucleotides long. RefSeq names its product ribosomal protein S6 kinase alpha-5-like. Gene Ontology annotation, molecular function: calcium/calmodulin-dependent protein kinase activity; calcium-dependent protein serine/threonine kinase activity; calmodulin binding. The transcript is spliced from 4 exons. The record is from RefSeq and is a predicted model, not a curated record. NCBI's taxonomy places the organism in Eukaryota, Metazoa, Arthropoda, Arachnida, Ixodida, Ixodidae. The coding region runs from base 1 to 1461 and encodes 486 amino acids. Gene Ontology annotation, biological process: peptidyl-serine phosphorylation; protein autophosphorylation; intracellular signal transduction. Gene Ontology annotation, cellular component: nucleus; cytoplasm.